GCGACCUUCCCCCGACUCUUCGCCCUCCCGCCUCCCGAGCGAGCGAUGAGCCUUCCCGCCUCUUCGAGCGGGCAGUUGCGAGUCGCCGCGCCGCCGGGGCGCGUCGUGGACCGCAGCCCCCGGUCGCCGAAAGAGCUCGGCGGCCCACGGCACGGGGCCGACAGCAGCCGGGCGCGCCGGCCAGCGCAGGCCGGCGGCCCAGGGGCCUGCCCCCCCGCGGCGCCUGGCCUCGCGAGGGGCGAGAUCUGCGCGCGAGGCCGCCGCCCUGACGCUGGCUGCACGCCGCAGCACGAGACUUUCGCCGACGCGCCCCGCAGGUGGCUCGCAGCGGAGGUCAAAGAGCCGCCCCCCAUAGCGGCGGCGGUCGCGUUGAACCUGCUCCAGGACUACCUCGACGCGUCGUUGGAGGAGGGGGGCGAG
This is a messenger RNA of Prorocentrum cordatum, 420 nucleotides long. NCBI's taxonomy places the organism in Eukaryota, Dinophyceae, Prorocentrales, Prorocentraceae. The record is from the annotation of a GenBank genome assembly.